Messenger RNA from Rubroshorea leprosula, 970 nucleotides. The record is from the annotation of a GenBank genome assembly. Lineage: Eukaryota; Viridiplantae; Streptophyta; Magnoliopsida; Malvales; Dipterocarpaceae.
AUAUAUUUGGUUUUUUUCGCAGAAGAGGUGAAAGACAAUGCCCCGAUUAAACCGCCAAAUCAAAAAGUUGAGGGAAGAGAUGAAAGAAAUUGGUAAGGAACAAAAAAGUAUAAGAAAGGGACAAAAAAAAGUGCGAGAAAAACUAGAAGCUGUGGAAUCAAAAUGCCAGGAGCUCCGCAGAGAGACUAAGCUGGUAAUACAGCAGAGUAACAACACCAGAAUCCGUUUAGCACUUAUGCUUCAAAUCCUCAAGGCAAGACAAACGAACGACUUUGUCAAAGCAACUCUCCUCACGCAGGCCUUACGCGAAAUUAUAGCAAAACAGAAUAAAAAUCUUGAGCUACCAACUAUCAACUAUCAGAAAAGAACUUAAGAGGCCCCGAAUAAUAAACAAAUAAAAGGAAGACAACUUCUCGAGAUCUUAUCGCUUAUAGGUGAUCGUUUUGUGUGCGAGUUUUAAAAGAUAACUAGUCCCUAUUUGCAAUUUGUGUCAUUGAAAAUUUAAGACUUUAUGUUUAGUAGUUAUUUGCAGUUUCAGUGUUCGUUUUGUGUGCGAGUUUUAAAAGAUAAUAUAAUGUAUCUUGAAUGUGUACUUUUAACUUAUCUUUAUCCCGAUAAAAUGACUGGAUUUCUGUUGUGCCCUUUGAUAAUUUUUUUUUUUUUUUUUUGCUUCCAAUUUGUUUUAUUAUUUCUUUGGAAUUAAAUUAAACUAAAUGGUAAUCAUGCAACUCCAAACUAAUUAGUUUUGGAGUUGUGGCUUGUUCUAUCUUCAUUUUAUUAUUAUUAAAAAAAUGAUAAUCAUCACCCUUAGAAUUAUGUUCGGAUUUUCUCCUGUCAUGUGAAUUUCUGCCUUCAAGAUCUCUCUUUUGAAGAUUUUUCCUUUCUUUUCUUGAUUUCUUUCAUUCUCUUUCUUACUUUUUUUUUUUUUUUGUAUAUUUGAUUAUGGGAUAUAUAAAAAAGGAUACUCUUC